UGAGGUCAGCUGGUCAUUGGUGUUUGUUUACAUUUACUUGAAAAGCUCCGUGUCUGCGACAAGCUCACGUCGCCAGUUACGCGGGGUUGCUUGACACACGCAAGAUGGCCUCCUCACAAUCCACGAAGCCUUUUGUGACUAAAUUUCAUGGUAAAACUCAGCUAACCUCGACCGAAUUUAUGGAAGUUUUCAGAAAAUUCGAUAAAGAUGGUAAUGGCUACAUUGAGGCGAGAGAAUUGGAUCCCUUUCUGCUAGAACUUUUCGAAGCGCGAUAUCAUGGUUUGGCCAAAGACAAGGUGAAAGAGAUGAGAGAACUUAUUUUAGAGAGAUACGACAAAAAUUAUGAUGGCCGUUUAGAAAUUGACGAGUUAGCACAGAUCUUACCAACAGAACAGAAUUUUCUUCUGCAGUUUCACAGAGAAUCCAAAAUAUCCAGUGUAGAGUUUAUGAAGAUUUGGAAUCAUUAUGAUGCUUAUCGUGAAGGAUACCUGGAGAAAAAGCAUUUACGGGGUUUCUUCAAAGAUCUACUGACUGUAAACAAUCCACAUGUUAGUCCACAAAGAAUUGAAGAGUUGGUCAAUGGAGCACUGGAUUCAUUUGACAAGAACCAAGAUGGAGAGAUAGAAUUAUCCGAAAUGGCCAAACUUCUACCCGUGGAAGAGAAUUUUCUUUCCAAAUUUCAGAUCAGAGAAAACCUCUCUAGAUCGGAAUUUGAGAAAAUCUGGUACCACUACGAUCAGGAUCACAAUGGUAGUAUUGGCGGCGCUGAGCUUGACGCCCUUAUAAGAGAUUUGUACAUAAAGAAUAAUAAGGAGCCACCAGACAUGAAAACCAUCAGUGACCAGCGUGACAUGAUUAUGAGGUUUGCAGACCGUGAUGGUGAUGACUCCAUACAGAAGGAAGAACUCGGUAUGUUUUUCUCAGUGGCGCAGUCAAGACGAGUUCAAGAAAUUAAGGUUGAUGUGGAGGUAAGAGAAGCGGAGAGAAAAGCCGAAAAAGAUGCUGAAAAGCAAGAACAAGCGAAAAAGCCCGACGAUGGAGGCUCUACUGACGGAAGCACAGGAUGUUGCUGGCUUCUGUGAUUAAAGCGAGCCAUGAAAUACACAGAGAUGUCCUUUGCACGACUUGUUGGAGUGUCUUCGACUACGAGGCGUGCUGCCUUAUCGAUUCAGCCUGUUGCCAUGGUUGCUGCAACGUGUCAGUAUAUCGGUAUAGCAAAUUGACACUGCUAAAUAAAAUGUUAAUUCGAAGUAAUGCUUAGAACAGACUACUACAUUUGAACAAGAAGAGUUUCACAACUCAUGAGUUUUAUUAUUGUACGCCAAAAUCGCUAUAAUAACCACAGAUAUCACUACCUCCUCCAAACCCUAUCUUUGUCCUCUGACGGCGACCUGAUCAAGGAAAUUAUUGCCUCCAUAUAUUUCAUUUACUGACUACAUUUAACACACAAUAAAGUAAUGAAAAUGUUUAA
Stylophora pistillata is the source of this 1471-nucleotide messenger RNA. RefSeq names its product calretinin. Gene Ontology annotation, biological process: regulation of long-term synaptic potentiation; regulation of presynaptic cytosolic calcium ion concentration. Gene Ontology annotation, cellular component: cytosol; terminal bouton; dendrite. NCBI's taxonomy places the organism in Eukaryota, Metazoa, Cnidaria, Anthozoa, Scleractinia, Pocilloporidae. The record is from RefSeq and is a predicted model, not a curated record. Gene Ontology annotation, molecular function: calcium ion binding.